Messenger RNA from Drosophila busckii, 1954 nucleotides. RefSeq names its product GATA-binding factor A. The coding region runs from base 184 to 1665 and encodes 493 amino acids. Gene Ontology annotation, molecular function: DNA-binding transcription factor activity, RNA polymerase II-specific; RNA polymerase II cis-regulatory region sequence-specific DNA binding; zinc ion binding. Lineage: Eukaryota; Metazoa; Arthropoda; Insecta; Diptera; Drosophilidae. The record is from RefSeq and is a predicted model, not a curated record. The transcript is spliced from 4 exons. Gene Ontology annotation, biological process: cell fate commitment; negative regulation of transcription by RNA polymerase II; positive regulation of transcription by RNA polymerase II.
CGCAAACAAAAAUCAAUACAAUAUAAAUACGCACUGGACAGCAUUUGCAUACGGCAGCAAAUUGGAACUGAGUAAAAUAAACAGUCCACCUCGGAUCAGCAGUCGACGCGAGACUAUCCGCAGUUCGGCGGCGACUAUCACAACGUGCAGCUGCAGGUGGCCGCCGUUGCCGCCAGCUCCAAAAUGUAUCACAGCAGCAGCGCCGCAGCCGCUGCCGCCUACACAGAUUUGGCUGCAGCUGGCGGCGCGGCCAGCGUCUCAGGCUAUCAUCACCAGCAGGCAGUGAAUCCCGUCUAUGUGCCCUCCAAUCGCCAGUACAACCAUGUGGCGGCGCAUUUUGGCAGCGCGGCUGCUGCACAGAAUGCUUGGACUACGGAUGGCUUUGGCACCCAUGGGCAGUUGCAGGCCCAGUUCUAUACACAAAACGCGGCAGUGAUGAUGGCGCCUUGGCGCAGCGCCUAUGACCCCACGGGAUUCCAACGCUCCUCGCCCUAUGAGAGCGCAAUGGACUUUCAGUUUGGCGAGGGACGCGAGUGCGUCAACUGUGGCGCCAUUUCCACACCGCUCUGGCGACGCGAUGGCACCGGCCACUAUCUGUGCAAUGCUUGCGGAUUGUAUCACAAGAUGAACGGCAUGAAUCGGCCGCUGAUCAAGCCCAGCAAGCGACUGGUGAGUGCAACUGCCACGCGGCGCAUGGGACUGUGUUGCACCAACUGUGGGACGCGCACUACGACGCUCUGGCGACGCAACAACGAUGGUGAGCCGGUGUGCAAUGCUUGUGGUCUCUACUUUAAGCUGCAUGGCGUCAAUCGACCGCUGGCCAUGCGCAAGGACGGAAUUCAAACCCGCAAGCGCAAGCCCAAGAAAACGGGCAGCGGCGCCACAAGCGGCACCAGUGGCAACAGCAACAGCCUUGAAACCAGCAAGGAAUGCAAAGAGGAGCAUGAUCUCAAGCCAACGCUUAGCUUGGAGCGUCAUAGUCUCAGCAAGCUGCCUACGGAUCUGAAGAGCACUUUGGUCGGCAGCGCAGCCAGCAGUCUGAUGAGCCAGCAUCAUGUGCAGCAGCAGCAGCAGCAACAGCAGCAACAGGCGGCGGCGGCGGCAGCAACACACCAGCAAUGCUUUUCGCACUACGCCCAACAGCAGCAGCAACAGCAUCAGCAACAGCAGCACCAACAGCAACAACAACAGCAGCAGCAAUCGCAGCAUCCCCAGCUUGAUCAUCAGGCGCAGCUGAGUGCGCGGCAGCUGCAUGGCGCCAGCUCACAGCUUUACACACCUAGCAGCAGCUCCGCCGCCUCCGCCUAUACAACGCACAGCAGCAAUGCCGCGGACACGCCCACGCUGAGCAACGGCACGCCCUCGCCGCACUAUCAGCAUCAUCAUUUGCAUGCCGCCGCCGCCGCGAGCAGCUCACAUGGACACCAUGCGGCCGCUGCUCAUCAUCAUCUACAUGCGGCAGCUGCUGCUGCUGCCUACGGCGUCAAAACAGAGGCGAGCGCAACCAACUAUGACUAUGUGAAUAACUGUUACUUUGGCGCUUCGUUUGGUGCGCUUGGUGGUGCUGCGUCCUCUGCCAUGGCCAGUGGGGCAGCUAGCGAGCUGGCCGGCUACCAUCAUCAGCACAAUGUCAUCCAAGCCGCCAAGCUGAUGGCCACAUCCUGAGCAGUUCAUCAGUAGAGGCGCCUCGGGCACUGUGAUCUCUAAACCACGACACACACAGCAUUGAAACUCUGUUGGACAUGAAUUGAAAAGACUUUUGCAUUAGUUUCUAGUUUCCGAUAAGUUCCACCUACACUACACUGUAAAUAACUUUCAACCGCGCACAACAAUUUGUACAAACUUAUUUUCCAUUGCUUGAUCUGUUUUCUUGCUCGCCAUAGUUCUAGUUUACACCAUCUAUCAGUUAGCCCAAGUUCUCCAAUUAGCAUUAAAAUUCAUAAUUCAUAAAAUA